CUGGUGUCGAUGGCGACGUCCAACACCUACAAGGCUAGUCAAUAUGGAGACGGCACAACCUCGUCCACCGGCAUCGCAUCUGCAUCCAGAUUGUACACAUCCCCCGUCAAGUCGUCGAAUGCGCAUGAUGGAUCGAAUCACUCGGCGGCCGUUUACACGUCCCCUUUGACGACCCUCGCCAGUGGCGCUCCGCGGCGCAGCAGUUCAUUAACGUCGUCGCCUCUCCUCGCGACAGCGUCCGACUUGACGUCGACCGCCGCCCCCUUCGUGCCCCAACAACUUCAACGACCCGCUCCUUCAUCCGCGGAUCCUUCCGAGUCCGCGCCGCUCGUUCAGGUUACGCGUGGAGGAUGCAUCUUCUUCGUGCCGGAAGCCGACGCGACGGGAGCAGUGCCACCACCGCCCAUCCCGCCGUCGACGUUGUUGCCGCCAUCCCCGUCCUAUGAGCACCCUCCGCAUCUACAUGUCGACACCCACGGAGACCACCUUCAUUACCCUUCUCACUAUUCGCCGCAUGUUGGCCAUCCACCUCAUUCGGCGCCGUAUCCGUCUUCGCCCAUUGUGGCUACGCGGCGGUCGCUGGCUUCGCUGGCGUUGGCGCCGUCAAUCCGCCGGUCCCUAGACGCCCAGCAUGACGAAAUGGUCCGGCAGGUUGAUCCAGGAGACGAACGAUACAAGGAAAUCCCUUCUCAGUUUGUGUGCAUGUGGCCAUUGGACACAACCACGUCACAGCACCGCAACGUCGCAGGCAGCUUUGGGUACCCAUCUCACUCGUACAAGGUGCUCUCCGACACGGAUGGGCGGACGUACGCGUUGCGGCGCAUUGAAAAUGCCCGCACGACCCCCACGAUCGUCCAGCAGGCUGUUGAUAUGUGGAAGCGCGUGCAGCAUGCUGCCAUGGUGCCGCUGCAUCGGGGGUUUGUAUCGCAUGGAGCUCUGUUUUUCCUGUGUGAGUAUUACCCUGGCGCCGUCAGCUUACACCAAAAGUACAUCCAGCAGCAGCACCCCCCCUCGGAGGCUUUUCUAUGGUCCGUCCUCACUCAAGUAUGUGGGGCACUGCGGGUGGUCCAUGGAGCCAGCCUCGCGUGCAAGAGCAUCCACGCCAAGCGCCUGCUCAUCACUUCGCACGAUCGCAUUCGAAUCACGGGCUUGGGCGUGUUGGAUGUGUUGGAGUACGAUAGCCUCAAGUCCAAACCUCGUGUCGACGGCAUGCAACGAGAGGAUAUUUUGGCGCUGGGAAAGGUGGUGCUGAGUGUCGCGAGUGGUCGAGACUGGCACAUGUCUAUCCAUCAAGAGAUGGUCGAGGUCAUGGAGUCGCGGUAUUCGCCUACGUUAUGUGCUUUGGUCACCAGCUUACUCGAUCAAUCCAUCGACACGGUGGCGGCCCUGAGCAUGCCUCUACAAGACAGCGUGUUUGCUGCUUUGGACGCGCAGAGUCGUGUGGCGGAUGAGUCGGAGCUCCAGCUGGGCGCCGAGUACCAGAACGGCCGCAUGCUGCUGCUGCUAAUGAAGCUUGGUCUAGUGAAUGAACGCCCGGAACUCCUACAAGACCAAAGUUGGGCCGACACGGGCGAUCGGUACCUCUUGCAGCUGUUUCGAGACUAUGUGUUUCAUCAAGUGGAUGAAUUAAAUCGACCGGUGGUGGAUUUUGGGCAUGUGGUGGAUUGUUUGAACAAGCUCGACAGCGCCGCGCCAGAAAAGAUUUUGCUGUCGUCCCGCGAUGGCCAGUCGGUUCUCGUAGUGUCAUAUGCCGAGGUGCAUCGUUGUGUCCAGCAGACGUUUACAGAGCUGCUCACGGCGGCCCAGCGCCGGCCUUCAUAUGCCACUCCCGCCGCCAAGCCAGUCACUCAACCGACGCGCGGCGGCGCGCACCGGUCCAUCCCCCGCGGCAGCGGACGUGGUGGCGGCGGACGUAAUGGAAGGGACUACUAAAGGCUUGAAGUGGAUCUGGUUACGUUAACAAGGUUUGUUUCGCAGGAUGGAAAACGUCGUGAGUAGGAAUAGUAUUAGUACGGGGAAUAGAAGAGUAAUAUAGUACAUAUCCAUUCAUGAAGCAUAACUUUGCAAAAAUACUCUCAUAUAUUUACUAUUAAUAGUAAGGCUCAUAGAUAGUUGGCCGAGUGGACUGCAUUUGGU
This is a messenger RNA of Aphanomyces astaci, 2136 nucleotides long. RefSeq lists its product as hypothetical. Gene Ontology annotation, molecular function: poly(A) binding; protein kinase activity; ATP binding. Gene Ontology annotation, cellular component: P-body; PAN complex. The transcript has 17 exons. The record is from RefSeq and is a predicted model, not a curated record. NCBI's taxonomy places the organism in Eukaryota, Oomycota, Saprolegniomycetes, Saprolegniales, Verrucalvaceae. Gene Ontology annotation, biological process: nuclear-transcribed mRNA poly(A) tail shortening; mRNA processing; protein phosphorylation. Bases 10 to 1932 code for a protein of 640 amino acids.